Messenger RNA from Gambusia affinis (western mosquitofish), 2535 nucleotides. RefSeq lists its product as uncharacterized. NCBI's taxonomy places the organism in Eukaryota, Metazoa, Chordata, Actinopteri, Cyprinodontiformes, Poeciliidae. The transcript is spliced from 9 exons. The record is from RefSeq and is a predicted model, not a curated record. The coding region runs from base 539 to 1594 and encodes 351 amino acids.
GAAAUCUUUAUUCUAUCCUCUCCUGUUGUGCCGAGGUCGGUUUUGUUUGUCUUGCUGGUAACAUCAGAGGUGAAUCUGUGAAGUUUGAUCUUUGUGACCACAUUUUAAAUUCUGCAGAGGAGUUUGUUGGUUUUGUGGUUGCACAACUCAGUAAUCCAAACAUGCUCAGAAGUCACAAGCAAAAACCAGAGGUAGAGUGUUGGCUCAGUUUACAGUGGAGUCUUCUUCCUUACAGUGUGUUUUAGUUUGGACAGGAGCUUCAGGAAACAUGCAGAAUGUUUUUCAGCUCCGUGUGGCUCUGCUGCUGGUUCUGUGGAUCUCCUUAAUUGUGCCACCGUGUCACUCUUCAGGAACAACCAAAUAAGGUCAGCCUGGAAGGUCACCAGCAGAUUCUUUAUCAGCUUUCGUUUCCUUCCUUACUUGCUUCUGGGCAAUCAGAUUAUGAUCGUCCACCGUAAAUUACACUCCAUGUUGCAAAACCGAAGCCAGUGAGUCUGAUCAGAGCCUGAAGGGUUGAAUCAACAUCCAGGUGAUCAGGAUGGUUCCCUUCUUCUUCAUUCACCUGCUACUGAUGGCUCUGCUGCUCCAACACACUGAAGAAAAGAAGGAACAGAGGAGACCGAAGCCACCGAAACAUGAUGAAGUGUUGCAUCAUCAAGAGUUUUGCUUGAGUAUUCCUGCAGCUCCUCAGUCGAUCGGUUUGCAUUUUGAACCCCCACAGCCUACAAAGCUGGCAUCCAAACCCAAACCAACUGGAGAUCCCAAUAGUCCCGAACUGGACAUACCCAGACAAGCAAAUCGACCUGAUAUUGGUAGCUUCCCAAUGACUGGUAAAGAAAACUAUCGAUCUUCUGGUGUUCCUGAAAGAGCACCAAUAAUCCCCUUCGGUCCUUUGCGGGGUCCAGUCUUGAGUAUUCCUGAAGCUCCUCCAGUCGGAUGUUACUGCAAUGAGAAAAACACGAAGCUGUUCACUAAGACCAACCAAGUCAGCAGUGUGACCGUACGCUAUCCCACUGAAACCUGCAGAUCAACUGAAAACAUUGAAAUUUUAGAAGACGGGACUUAUGUUUGUGUAAAGCAGUUCAACUUCUUUUUGGCUCAUUUUCUUCGGUCUCUGUCCAAACAAGUACCGGAGCAAAGGCCAACAGAAUCAGCUGAGAUCUCAUCUACCACACAUCAGAGCACAACUGCAGAGACAACCACCCCGACACACCUGGUAAAAGGAACCAAUGGGCCACCAGGCUUAAGUAUCAAUUAUGGACCGGCUCCAGGUGAAGAUCAAGACCAACUAGGAGAGGUACACCCUAAUGUUAACGGUCCAGGUGGAGGGAGCAUUGGUCCUGACAUCCCAGGGCCGCCUGGACUAUCUGGAUUUGAACCUCCCUUCCAACAACGUUGCAUUUGGUGCGAACCAACUGAAACGUGGAACAACUUUGACCUGAAGGACGUUCAGUUGGUGGAUUUGACACUGCAAUCAUCCUCCUGUCCUUCCUCCGUCUCUGUCACCCUGACUGAUGGACACUAUAUUUGUUUGGAUUCUUUCCACCGUGAUUUCCAGCAGCUUCUGGACAAGUUGGAAAUGAAAGAACCUUAGAUCUGGCGCAAAUACAUCAUCAUCAUUAAAUGUUAACUGUUAGGUUUAACACCUCAAUAUGUUCUUGUUGACAUGAAGUCUGUUCUGUGAUGUGAAGUUUUUCAAAAUGAACCUCGCCAGAUAAAGUCUAUGAGUCUUAUAUAGGAAGGAGGCUUUUUUUUAUUAGGUGUAAACUUAGGUCAUGUCUGUUUGAGACUCUUAUUGUGAAGUUAAAAAGGAAAACGUCCUGCUCUGCUGUGUUUUGAUUACACAUUCAUUGAUAGCUCUUGUUACAACAGCAUGGAUGAAGCCCCGUCUUUUAGGCAUUAGCUUCGCUGCAGAAUUAGACAAACCUAGUUACAGUGGACCUUAGUGGAACCUAUCUGUGGAUUUUUCUUUGGAACGUAACUCAAAAUUAUUAGCAGAACAUUGAGUCAAGGUUUCCACUGUACAUAUUCAUGCAUCUUAAGGUAUGUGUCGGGUUAAAACGACUAAAAUUGGCAGCUAUAUGUGUUUUAUGAAGUGGUUUCAGGUAUUCACACAUUCCAGCUAAUCAUGUGGCCCCUAACUCUUGUGAAUACUGACAGUCCACCGUCCUCAAACCUGGACUGAGUCAUGGUGCAUUGAUUACAAAUUCUUUGAAAAAACACUGUGUGAUCUGUGAAACCAUAAUUCUAUUCAUGUUAGCAGAUUUCUCCUUUUCUCCAAAUGUAGCUAAUUUCCUGCCUUGUUCUUACAAACCCACCAUCGUGUCUCAUCUCGCCUCAUGAGAGGAAUGUAUCUUCACAUCUUAGUUUCAAUGAAUCCACAUAAAAUAUGUAACAAUACAAUGACUUAAGGGUUUGUAGCUUCUGUCUUGGUUGUUUGUUGACCACUGUGUAGCUUAAUCAUUUUAUGAUUAAGUCAGGUUUUUUUUUUUUUCUUCAUAUUUCUCAAUUAUAUUAAAGAUAUUUCAGCCAAAC